Messenger RNA from Solanum lycopersicum (tomato), 2313 nucleotides. Its product is annotated as ATP-dependent RNA helicase SUV3, mitochondrial. The record is from RefSeq and is a predicted model, not a curated record. Lineage: Eukaryota; Viridiplantae; Streptophyta; Magnoliopsida; Solanales; Solanaceae. Gene Ontology annotation, biological process: RNA catabolic process; mitochondrial RNA 3'-end processing. Gene Ontology annotation, cellular component: mitochondrial degradosome. Gene Ontology annotation, molecular function: hydrolase activity, acting on acid anhydrides; ATP binding; RNA helicase activity.
UCAAAAUAAUAAGUAAUUAAAAUAAUUUGAUUUAAUUCAAUUUUUAGUUUUCUUUAGUUGAGAACCGAAGUCGGCGGUCGGAGUAGACGCAACAAUUCUCUCGGCACCUUUCUCCUCCGAUGAUUUCUUCUUCUCAGAAUUUCUGAAAUAUUAAAACUGAAAAAUUCCCAUUUCUACCAAUAUUCACAAGAAAUAGAUUAAGGGAUAUUUUUUAAAAACUAAAAAAAAAAGAAAAAAAAAAGAAGAAAAAAAUGGCGUCUUUACUCUUUCGCCGGAGACUAUCGCCGGCGAGCAUUUCGUAUAAGACUCUAUUAAAUGGUGGUGGGGAGUUUUAUUUGCUCCCAGGGAAUAUGGCAACAGAAGCUUCUUUUGGUAUUUGUAAUUGCUUAAGGAAAUUCAGCAGUUCUACUGCUGCUAGAAAAGUUGAUUUUACAGACCUUACUCGUCCGCAUACAUGGUAUCCACAUGCUCGAAAGAAAAGCCGCAAUGUUUUUUUACAUGUGGGCCCUACAAACAGCGGCAAAACAUAUUAUGCCCUAAAACAGCUCGAGUCAAGUUCUUCUGGUGUUUAUUGUGGUCCUCUGAGGCUGUUAGCAUGGGAGGUCGCAAAAAGGUUAAACAAGUCAAAUGUUCCCUGUGAUCUUAUUACUGGACAAGAAAGGGAGGAAGUUGAGGGUGCAAGACACAAGUCUAUUACAGUAGAGAUGGCUGAUGUUACAUCUGACUACGAAUGUGCAAUUAUUGAUGAAAUUCAGAUGAUAGGGUGUAGGACAAGGGGUUUUUCAUUUACACGUGCGUUAUUGGGACUAGCUGCUAAUGAGUUGCAUCUGUGUGGAGAUGCAGCAGCUGUACCUCUUGUUCAGGAAAUCCUCAAAGUGACAGGAGACUCCAUCAAGGUUCAGUACUAUGAGAGGCUCUCACCUCUUGUCCCUUUAAAGGUUCCUUUGGGAUCAUUCUCCAAAAUACGGACUGGUGAUUGCGUUGUCACCUUCUCGCGUACGGAAAUAUACAAGAUGAAGAAGCAAAUUGAAGCUGGAGGAAUGCAUCGUUGUUCUGUUGUUUAUGGUUCAUUGCCGCCAGAGACUCGAACUAGACAGGCAACAAUGUUCAAUGAUGCAAGCAGCAACUCUGAUGUUCUUGUCGCGAGUGAUGCUAUUGGGAUGGGUCUCAACCUUAACAUUUCUAGAAUUAUAUUUUCAACAUUACAGAAAUUUGAUGGUGUUGAAAUACGGGACCUAACUGUACCAGAGAUAAAGCAGAUAGCAGGACGAGCAGGCAGGUACAAAUCCAAUUUUCCUGUCGGUGAAGUAACUUGCUUAAAUGCAGAUGAUCUGCCAUUACUUCAUUCCUCACUGGAUCAUCCAUCUCCUGUACUUGAGCGAGCUGGUGUCUUUCCAAACUUUGACCUUUUAUACAUGUAUUCUCGUCUACAUCCAAAGCAUGGAAUACAUGAGAUACUGGAGCAUUUUAUGGACAAUGCCAAGUUAUCAGAACAUUAUUUCAUUGCUAAUUGUGAUGAAUUGUUGAAAGUUGCUGCUAUUAUUGAUACACUACCCCUCAGUUUGCAUGAUAAAUAUCUUUUCUGUAUAAGUCCGGUUGAAAUGGAUGAUGACAUUUCAUCUCAAGGCCUCACUCAAUUUGCGACAAAUUAUUCUAACAAUGGCCUGGUACGACUGCGAGAAAUAUUUACUCCUGGGACACUUAAGGUGCCAACAUCUCAUACUGCACUUAAGGAGCUUGAAUCAAUUCACAAGGUUUUGGAUCUGUAUGUUUGGUUGAGUUAUCGCUUGGAAGAGAGCUUUCCAGAUCGCAAGCUGGCUUCCUCACAGAAGGCUAUUUGCAGCAUGUUAAUAGAGGAGUUCCUAGAAGGACAAGGAUGGCAAAGGCCAAGGACAAAGAGAUCAACUCAAAAGAGUAGAUCGAUUUCACUGAUCUCCCAAGACACAAGACACAAGUUUUAAUUCUUCGGUGUUGCUAUUUAAUGUCUCUGUAACACGAGAUGAAAGCCAUGAAACUAGACAGAAGUUUUAACUCUUCAUGUUACUACUCAAAUAUGUCUGUAACAAGAUGGCUCGAGAUGGAAGCUUCUGAAUCACGAAAUACACCCCAUGUUCAACACUGGUUCUAGUCAAGAAGUUUGGCUGGUUUCAAGGGAAUAUGCCUUUGUAGUUUUAUUUCCUAGGUUGAAGAAAUUGAAUGUGUUGUUCUCUGUACAUUAUGCUCAAAUAUAUGUUCUCAACAGACUAUACACAGUAUACUUUUGUAUUUAUUUUCCUUUAAAUACAACAAGGUACCUCUUUCAUUUUGUGACAA